UUUAAUUAAUAUUAAUGUUUUAAAGUGUAUAAUAUAUAUUCAAUAAACUAAUCGUUUUGUUGUAUCGAGCGAAACUGAAACAGACCCUCCCCUGUGUGUGAGACACACAGCUCUCGCUCGGGUUUUCUCUCCGCGAACAAUUCGAUUAACUUUCGCGACUAAAUUUUCCCAUUGAUUUUCCCGAGAAAAUUAUGCUUUGAAUCUGUUAAGAAUUCGGAUUUCAAGAUCGGAAUUUAAUUUUUUUAUUGAUUUUAUGUUUUGUAUGGUUUGCUUUUGGCGGAAGAGAAACUGGUGGAAACGUUUAAUGUUUCUUAUUGGCUUUUCUCAGUUUCAUUGAUUGUGGUAGGUUUUCACAUUAUAACUUAGGGUUCGGUAUUGUAAAUUUUUAAUCGUUUUGUGCGUCUGAGAACACUUUUUUUGUAUCCUAAAUUUGUGUUCCGAAUAUCCGGAGCGUACAGAAUUCGGGUUAUCGGGUGUAGUUUAUUUUCUUUGAAUUGCAGUCGAAUUAGGGUUUGAUUUCGAAGUCUGAAGGUGAAUUUGUCGAGUUGAAUGGUUGAAAGAUGAUAAUCAAACGAACUUUGAAAGUGGAGAUGCCUAAUCUUAAACGGUGUAAGCUCGAAGAGCCCGACGAUGAAGAUUUUGCGUAUUCGGCUAGCGCGAAGAAGCGGCGAACUAAUGGGUUUCACUCGUUAUGUAAUGGAGAUGUUGAGGAUUUCAGUAGUGGUUCAGGUUCUUUGUUCAACGACGAACCGUAUUGGGGUGGCGAGGUAGAGUCGAAUUUGAAGAAUGUCCGAUCGCUGAAUCCCAAUCCGGGUGGUUUUCGGAGGUCUUCGCGAGGUCGUAUUAGGAUGCUUCCUUCGAGGUUCAACAAUUCGGUUCUGAGUAUCUGGAAGAGCAAGCCCAAAUUCGAUGAAAUUAAUACUAGCUUUGACGAAGAGGAUAAUGUUGAAGUUGCUGUAGAUAAACAAGAGAGUAUAGAUGGGUUGGGAUUUAUAAGAAAGCCCAAGAAUGAAAAUAACAGGUACAAAAAUUCGAAGCCGAAGCGUUCUGUGAAGAAAGAAGACAGCGAAGUAGCUGGUAUUGAAUUCAGCAAUUUUGAAUAUGCCAAGUAUAUUGGUAUGAAAAUCGAUGCGAGUAAUUUCCCGUCGAUUGAGGCUGAAGAAUAUGCUUCUAGUUUUGGCUAUUCAGGUGUAGAGAGGCUGAGGAAAGCAACCACUGGAAGGAGGAAAGAAAUGUACAGGCCAGAGGAUUUUGCUUUGGGUGAUAUAGUUUGGGCCAAGUGUGGUAGGAGUUACCCGGCAUGGCCAGCCGUGGUGAUCGAUCCCCUAGUACAAGCUCCCGAAGCUGUUCUUAGGUGUUGCAUUCCCAAUGCUAUGUGCGUCAUGUUUUAUGGGUUUUCUAAGAAUGGAAAGCAAAGGGAUUAUGGAUGGGUCAAACAAGGAAUGAUUUUCCCAUUUAUUGAAUUCAUGGACAGAUUUCGGGGUCAGACUCAGUUGUAUAAGAGCAAGCCAAGUGAGUUUCAGAUGGCUAUCGAGGAGGCAUUGUUAGCGGAAAGUGGCUUUCAACACACAACCUCUGGUACUGACAAAAUAACAAGCUUAGAAGCGUAUCCCUACGAAAUCCAAGAGGCUACUACUUCGAAUCAUAAUGAAGAAAAUUACUCACUGAAUCAGGAAGCGUAUCAUAAAGAUGCUAGACCUUGUGAUGGGUGUGGACUGAGUCUGCCCUGCAAAGCAAUGGACAAAAACAAGGGUGCAAGUUGGAAAACCCACUUCUUAUGUAGACAUUGUGCCAAGUUAAAGAAGUCAAAACAAUAUUGUGGCAUAUGCAAGAAAAUAUGGCACUAUUCAGAUGGAGGGAACUGGGUAUGCUGUGAUGGGUGUAACGUUUGGGUGCAUGCUGAGUGUGACAAGAUUUCUGGCAAACUUCUCAAGGACCUGGAGCAUAGUGAUUAUUAUUGCCCUGAAUGCAAAGGAAGAUCCAAUUGUGAAUUAUCAGAUGUAGAAAGAUGUCAGCCCCAAGUGAACAGUUCUUUCAAAAACCACAAACAAACUGUGACACCUGAGAAGAUUAUUGUGGUGUGUAAUGGAAUGGAAGGAAUGUAUAUUCCAGAACUUCAUUUGGUAAUGUGUAAGUGUGGUUCAUGUGGGUCGAAGAAGCAGACUCUCAGUGAAUGGGAAAAACAUACGGGAUGUAGAGCUAAAAAGUGGAAGUAUAGUGUGAAAGUGAAGAGCACAAUGCUGCCGCUGGAAAAAUGGAUAACAGAGUACACUACACAUGGCGUUGAUCCCCUUAAAUUAGACAAGAAUCAAUUACUCACUUUUCUGCAAGAGACGUAUGAGCCAGUUAUUGCAAAAUGGACGACGGAAAGAUGUGCUAUCUGUAGAUGGGUUGAGGACUGGGAUGUUAAUAAAAUUAUUAUCUGUAACAGGUGUCAAAUGGCUGUCCACCAAGAAUGCUAUGGUGCAAAACAUGUUCAGGACUUUACUUCAUGGGUUUGUAGAGCAUGUGAAGCACCUGAUAUCAAAAGAGAAUGUUGCCUUUGUCCCGUCAAAGGGGGUGCUUUAAAGCCUACUGAUGUGGAGGCACUGUGGGUUCAUGUCACAUGUGCUUGGUUUCGGCCUGAAGUUGCUUUCUUGAAUCACGAGAAGAUGGAACCUGCUAUUGGUAUCCUUAGAAUUCCAUCAACUUCAUUUUUGAAGAGAUGUGUAAUUUGCAAUCAAAGUCACGGUUCAUGUACGCAAUGUUGCAAAUGUGCUACACAUUUCCAUGGUAUGUGUGCAUCGAGAGCAGGCUACAGCAUGGAAGUUGAUUCCUUUGAAAAGAAUGGGGAACAAAUUACAAGAAAGUUGAUAUACUGCGCAGUUCACAGAACCCCAAAUCCAGAUGCUGUUGUAGUUGUUCAUUCUCCUGCAGGAACUUUUGCUGCAAGAAGCUUGCUUCAGAACCAGAAGGGGUGCUUCAGGGGUUCAAGGCUGGUGUCAGCAAAGAGAAUAGAGCUUCAAGAAUCACCAAAGUUAGAGACGGAUGAGGUUGAACCAGACUCUGCUGCAAGAUGUCGUGUUUAUAAAAGAAAAAGCCAUAAGAGUAUUGAUCAGCAGCCAAUAUUCCACCGGCCAAUGGGGCCAACACAUCACUCUAUUGAUGCAGUAAAUAGCCUGAACAUAAACAGAGAAGUAGAGGAACCUAUAUUCACUUCUUUCAAAGAUCGGCUUCACCAUUUACAGAGAACUGAGAACCAUCGAAUUUGUUUCGGCAAGUCUCAUAUACAUGGAUGGGGCCUAUUUGCUCGUCGGAAUAUUCAAGAAGGAGAAAUGGUGGUUGAAUAUCGUGGUGAGCAGGUGAGGCCUUGUGUUGCCGAUCUAAGGGAAGCACAAUACAGGUCACAAGGCAAAGACUGCUAUCUCUUCAAGAUCAGUGAAGAAGUAGUAGUCGAUGCUACAGAUAAAGGGAACAUAGCACGAUUAAUAAACCAUUCAUGCAUGCCCAACUGCUAUGCGAGGAUCAUGAGUGUAGGUAAUGGGGAGAGCAGGAUUGUGCUCAUUGCCAAGACUAAUGUUUCUGCUGGCGAAGAAUUGACGUACGAUUACUUGUUUGAUCCAGACGAGCACGAUGAGCUCAAAGUCCCCUGUUUAUGUAAAGCUGAGAACUGUAGAAAGUACAUGAAUUAGUUCAUUCUCAUACAAUAUAAUGAUUAUACUCUCAUUUUUGUCAAUAUGCACAAAGCUCUGACCCAUAUCUUACUUAGGAGGCAGGAAUUACCCACUUCUUCUUACGAGCAACUUGUAAUUUUUUUGAUCAUAUUUAAUUUGUGUGAUCACCCCCCCAAUUUUAUUGUAAGAACUUAAAAUAAAAAUUAAUGUAAAUUCACGAGCUGUUUGGCUGGUGCAUUUUUGCAAAA
Molecule: messenger RNA, 3901 nt
Organism: Humulus lupulus (European hop)
Lineage: Eukaryota; Viridiplantae; Streptophyta; Magnoliopsida; Rosales; Cannabaceae
Product: histone-lysine N-methyltransferase ATX3-like
Exons: 23
Coding region: 561-3671 (1036 amino acids)
Biological process (GO): regulation of transcription by RNA polymerase II
Molecular function (GO): protein binding
Source: RefSeq, a predicted model, not a curated record